Molecule: messenger RNA, 6380 nt
Organism: Mauremys mutica (yellowpond turtle)
Lineage: Eukaryota; Metazoa; Chordata; Testudines; Geoemydidae
Gene: CDK16
Product: cyclin dependent kinase 16
Exons: 18
Coding region: 249-1781 (510 amino acids)
Biological process (GO): neuron projection development; exocytosis; protein phosphorylation
Cellular component (GO): nucleus; synaptic vesicle; cytoplasm
Molecular function (GO): protein kinase activity; ATP binding
Source: RefSeq, a predicted model, not a curated record
GUGGCCUGGGCGGAGGGGGAGGCGCCGCUCGCUGGGAGGAGACUUGUGCGCAACCCCCCCCUCCCCUUUCUCGCCGGGCUCUGGGGGACCAUGGGCGGCUGAGGGGAGCCGAGCCCCGGGCGGCCGAGCCGGCGGCCAUGGCUGAGGAUUACUGGGACCCGCAGCAGCAGCGCUGAGCCCCCUGCAGCGGCAGCCAGGCCUGUGGUGUCCUCUCCCCUCCGUGCAGCAGCCCCAGCCCUGGCCCCACCAUGGAUCGGAUGAAGAAGAUCAAGAGGCAGCUCUCAAUGACCCUGCGGGGGAGCCGGACAGCCGAGAAGAACCUCAAUGAGCAGAUCAACAUCGAGGAGAACAACAGCAGUGACACCGGCCUGGCGGGGAAGAGCGGGCGUCCCUGGGGCGCCUCGCGCAGCGUCUAUUCCUUCCUGCAGCGCCGGCCGCGCCCGGGCAUGACCCGCAGCCUGAGCGCCCACCUCGCCCGUGCCAGCCGACUAGAGAUGGUGCAGGAGGAUGUGAAGAUGGGCUCCGAUGGGGAGAGCGACCAGGCGUCCGGCACCUCGUCCGACGAGGUCCAGUCCCCCGUGCGCGUCCGCAUGCGCCACAGCUCGGCCCGCAAGAUCUCCUCCGAGGACAUCAACAAGCGGCUCUCGCUGCCGGCCGACAUCCGCCUGCCCGAGGGCUGCCUGGAGAAGCUGGCGCUGAACAGCCCCUUGUUCGAGCAGCCCCUCAGCCGGCGCCUGCGCCGCGUCUCGCUGUCUGAGAUCGGCUUCGGGAAGCUGGAGACCUACAUGAAGCUGGACAAACUGGGAGAGGGGACGUACGCCACCGUCUAUAAGGGCAAGAGCAAACUGACAGACAACCUGGUGGCGCUGAAGGAAAUUCGCCUGGAGCACGAGGAGGGGGCGCCCUGCACAGCCAUCCGGGAAGUGUCCCUGCUGAAGGACCUGAAACACGCCAACAUCGUCACCCUGCACGACAUCAUCCACACGGAGAAGUCGCUGACCCUGGUCUUCGAGUACCUGGACAAGGACCUGAAGCAGUACCUGGACGACUGCGGCAACCUCAUCAACAUGCACAACGUCAAGCUCUUCCUGUUCCAGCUGCUGCGGGGCCUGGCGUACUGCCACCGCCAGAAGGUGCUGCACCGCGACCUCAAACCCCAGAACCUGCUCAUCAACGAGCGGGGCGAGCUCAAGCUGGCCGACUUCGGUCUAGCGCGGGCCAAGUCCAUCCCCACCAAGACGUACUCCAACGAGGUGGUGACGCUCUGGUACCGGCCCCCCGACAUCCUGCUGGGCUCCACCGAGUACUCCACGCAGAUCGACAUGUGGGGCGUGGGCUGCAUAUUCUACGAGAUGUCCACGGGCCGCCCGCUCUUCCCUGGCUCCACUGUGGAGGAACAACUGCACUUUAUCUUCCGCAUCCUCGGGACCCCCAACGAGGAGACGUGGCCAGGGAUCCUGUCCAACGAGGAGUUCCGAUCCUACAAGUACCCCAAGUACCGGCCUGAGGCCCUUCUCAACCACGCGCCCAGGCUGGACAGUGAUGGAGCCGACCUGCUGGGGAAACUGCUGCAGUUCGAGGGGCGGAAGCGGAUGUCAGCGGCCGAGGCCAUGGGGCACCACUUCUUCCACUGCCUGGGCGAGCGUGUCACCAAGCUCCCGGACACCACGUCCAUAUUUGCACUAAAAGAGAUUCAGCUACAGAAGGAGACGGGGCUGCGCUCAGCUUCGCUGCCUGACUCAGGGGGCGCCGCCUUCCGGGUAGUGGACACUGAAUUUUAGCCUUCGGGUCAGUGAACGGGCAGAACGGACGGCCCAGCUUACUGUUGUGACCCCGCCGAGCCACAGUGACGGGGAGGGGCGGGGGCUGGACUGACAUUACCCCCCCCCCACCCCCCCAGCCGAGACUCUGCCCCUUUGGUUGGACGCUGCCUUUGGGGCCGGGACUCGGACCAUGCCCCACGGCCGGGGGGGGCCUUGAUCCCCUUCUGGGGGAGGGGCGGUGCCGGCUGGACGGCAGAUGCCCCCCCCCCAUGUUGUUUAAGUUUUAUUUUUUCAAGGCAAUAUUAUAAAUAUAGAGAAAUAAUAAUCUAUAGCCCCCCCCUCGCCGGGAGGGAUGGGCAUUGGGGGACAGCCCCCCGGAGUUAUGUUUCCAUGGAGAUGUGUUUGAUUCUGCCCUGCUGUGGGGGAGGCGGCUGCAACCCCUCCUGUACCCCCCAGGUUCAGUGGGGGGAUUGAUCCAGGGGGUUAUAUUCUGUGGUCACUCGCCCCCUGCCCCAAAUCCUCCUCUCCUGUCCCCCACACCCGCUGAGCUGUGGGGACAGAAGUCUUCCAGAUGUGGGGGAAAUGGGGGCGGGGAGGGGCUGCUGUUGCAGAUGCGUGUGUGCGGGGGGGGGUACCCCAGCUGUGGUAGGUCCCUUUGCAGCAGUGUGUGUGUGGGGGUCCCUGACAGUCUGCAACCCCUCCACAUCCGAGUGAUGCGUCCCUAAGGAGUCCCUUUGCCUCCCCGAAGCCCAGCAUGUCCCCUUUCCGCGGGGCUUAGCUCCGCCCCCACGUCCUGUUGGGUCAGCAUGUGGGGUGAACGCUGGCUGACGCCAGUGAGUUCAGUGGGGCGGCUGCCAGCUCCCCUUCCCCACUUAGUACUCAGGGCUCACUUUCUCCCAGCCCUUACUCCUAGGGUACUCGGCCCUUACUCUGCCCCCACUCCCCUGCUCCUCAGUCCUUAGUCUAGCCCUGUUUCUAUGUUACUCGGCCCGUACUCCUACGGUACUCGGCCCUUACUCUGCCCCCACUCCCCUGCUCCUCAGUCCUUAGUCUAGCCCUGUUUCUAUGUUACUCGGCCCGUACUCCUAGGGUACUCGGCCCUUACUCUGCCCCCACUGCUCUGUUCCUCAGUCCUUAGUCUAGCCCUGUUUCUAUGUUACUCGGCCCGUACUCCUACGGUACUCGGCCCUUACUCUGCCCCCACUCCCCUGCUCCUCAGUCCUUAGCCCCUUACUCACUCAUGUUACUCAGCCCUUACUCCUACAUUACUUAGCCCUUACUCUGGCUCUACUUCCAUGUUACUCAGCCCUUACUCCUACAUAGCUCAGCCCUUACUCUGCCCCACUCAUGUUACUCUACCCCUAUUCUCAUGACACUCUCCUCCUACUACCUUGUAACUCUGUCCCACUCCCAUGUUACUCAGUCCCUACUCACACGAUACUGUCUGUACUCCCAUAUUACUUAGCCCUUACUUGACCCCCUACUCAGAUGAUACUUAGCCCUACUCAGUCCUUACACAAAUGUUACUCGGCCCCCUACUCUGCUCUUACUUGGCCCGUACUCAAUCCAUAGUCAAAUCUUACACAGUCUCUUGGCCUCUUAUUUGGCUCCUACUCAAAUGUUACUCAGCUCUCACUCAGCCCCUCCUGAGAUCUUACUCAGUCCCUCCUCAGCUGUUACAUAACUGCUCACCUGUAGUCAGCCCCUAGCAUGCUCCUGACUCAGCCCCUCCUCAGUCACUUCCCAGACUCUGCUCAGUCCUUACUCCCAUCCCUAGUCUUUACUUAGUCCUUACUCAGACGUUACUUCACAUCCUCUCACUAUGAACUCAGCCCCUACUCGACUGUUACUCUCUACUCAGUGUUUGGUCCAUGCUCAGGUGUUACUUGGCCUAACAUUAUUCCGUGGUUACUGAGGCCCUACUCAUCUGUUACUCAGCCCUUACCCAGUCUGAGUUUACCUGUUACUCCCAUCCCUGCUCAAACCUGACAGUGUCUUUAUUCCGACAUUACUCCAUCCUUACUUGAGCUUUACUCCGUCCAGAGCUGGUUGCUCACACAUUACUUGUUCCUUACUCCAUAAAUCCAGAGGGUGGUUGGAGUAUCACGGGGUGAUCUGGAGUAACAGAAAUGAAACUCGCUAGGCCACAGUGAGGGGACUAGGAAGAAUUUUGGCCGGGAGCUCCCAGAGAGACCUGGGCGCGUGGGACGCUCACAGGGUGACGCUGACCCCACAGCUGUGCAAAUGGCGGGUGCAGGUGAGGGAUUUCCACCGGAGCCUGAGCCUGGGCACAGCGCUGGCCACCCAUGUUGCAGGAAGAAGAGCUGAGGCGCAAUGAGGGCGGCUGGGACGGCCGGGAGCAGGUUAGCUGACAGCUCUGGCUGAGGUGGGUCCCGCUGGUCUCGCCGUAAAUAUGUGGGGAGGACGAGGAGGGGCUGGAGCAGCAGCGAGGGCCAGAUGCCCUGGCUAGCGGGACGCUCCUCCUGACUCAGCUCAGGACGGCCUGAGCUCCUGAGGUAGCAACACCAGCUGGAAUCAUGGAGCCGCUGGCCCAGGCGGCCCAUCCAGGCCUGGGCGCGUACUCAUAUGAUCCUCGGGCUUUCCAACCUCUAAUCAGUCUGGUUUUAGUUUUUACCCAGUCUUCAGUCAAAUGUGCCGCAGGUGGGACAUGUUACUCAGCCAUUGCGCUGUAUUUACUCCAUCCCUACUCUUGUUACCCUGCCAGUACUCAGCUGUGAGUCCCUACCCAGCCCCUACUUAGUCUUAGCCUAGAUGUUACUCGGUCCUUACUCAAAUGCUACUCUGCCCCUACUCAGUCUUAUCUUAAAUGUUACUCACCCCUACUGCAAAUGUUAGUUGGUUCUUACCCAGAAAGUACUCCAUCCUUACAGUCCCAACUUAGUUGUUGUUGUUCAGUCCUUACUCAAAGAGUAAUCUGACCCUACUAAAAUGUUACUACCUCCUUACUCAAACACUAAUUGGUCCGUACUGAAACACUACUCCAUUAGUUCUCAAAUGUUACUCAGUCCCUACUCAGUCUUAACCUUAGAUAGUACUUAUUUUUACUCAAAAGUUAUUGCAUCCUUACUCACUCCUGAAUCAAAUGUUACUCGGUCCAUACCUAGCCCUUACUUUGGCUUAGUUGAUUUGUUACUCCUUCCUUACUCAAAUGGUACUUGGUCCCUUUCCAGCACCUACUCGGUCUUACCUUAGUGGGUUCUCAGUCCUUAAUCAAACACUACUCAGCCAUUACUCUGUCCUUACUUGUUACUCAGGCAAAUCCCUCCUUGUCUCUGCUCUAGUCCAACACUGCUCAGGAUUGGACCCUGUGUCUCCUUCCAGCUGGAUCCUGCAGGCCCCCCUCCCCAGCACUCCCUGAUGGACCCCGGCCAGGCUGUCCCACCCAGAGGGCUCUGUGUGCUCCUGGUGCCCCCUAGUGGCUAGGAAGGAUCGACUGCAGUUGGAGGGGCCAAGCUUUUAACUCAGGGGUAAAGGCUGGGGAUUUGAACCCUGCUGUGGGAGUGUCAGUUUGAAGGCGGUCUCUAUAUCCCCCAGGCAGUGCGCCCCCCACCUCUCUCUCUAUAUUGUGUGUGUGUGUGCGUGUAUAUAUGUACAUAUCUAGCCUUUUUUAUAUGCAGCAUGUAGUGCUUGUGGGAUGGAAAGACUUUCUCUGCAAGAGCCAUACCCAUAGUAAUAAAAAUGACAAUGCCCCCCAGCUGAGCUGCAACCACCUCUGGGGGGGGGCAGCAGGGAACGGCCGCACGUAACGUCGCACGGGAAGGGCUUGGCCAGCACUGAGAUGUAGCCAGCUCUCCACGUGGAUCAGAAUGGUCCCCCUGUUCCUCACCUCUGCCCCCCUGCUCGGACCCAUAAGGCUAAAGAUGUCGUCCCUGGUGGGGCGGUGUUUGAUAACCCUUUCUCUGCUGGGCACCUGGCAGGGCUGGGGCUUGGGGAGUGUAGCCGGGAGGUGGUGGGGGCAGUGCCAGGGGGGUGGGUUUGGUCUGGGAUCCAUUCCUGGAAGGUGGUGGGUUCUGCUGUGUGGAACCGGAUCUCUGUGCACAGAGGAGGGAGGGAUCCCAGCCGUGAACCCUGCAUGAAGGGGGAAUCCCAUGUCACAUCCCUGCAUGAGUAGGAGGGCUGGAUCCUAGCUGGAGAGGAGGGGGGUUAAGACCAGAUCCCUGCUAGGAGGAGGGAGGGAUCCCAGAGUGGAUCCCUACAUGCAGAGGAAGAGGAUUCCAUAAUGGAUCCAUACAGGUGGAGGAGGGAGGGAUCUUGGAGAGGAGGGGAUCCCUGAGGAUCCCUGGGCAUUGAGGAGGAGGAUGCCAUAGUAGAUCCCUGCAUGGAAAGGGGGACCCUGCACUAGAUUUCCAUGCCCGGGGGGCCCUGCACUGGCCCAGAGUGGAUUCAGUAGGGACACAGCCCCCUCCCCUGCCAGCCAUGUCCUCCCCAGGCCUGUGGAUGGGGGUGGGGUCUGUGACGGGGGGGCUUUGGCUCAGCAGGCAAAGGGUUAACCUGCCUAUGCAUAUCAAUGUUUGCGGGGGGGCUCCCUCGUUUUCUGUCGGGGGUGAGAGAUUGUUCUGCGUUCAAUGUAUGGAAAUUAUUAAAGUCUCCAUGGAA